Molecule: messenger RNA, 1046 nt
Organism: Bursaphelenchus okinawaensis
Lineage: Eukaryota; Metazoa; Nematoda; Chromadorea; Rhabditida; Aphelenchoididae
Source: the annotation of a GenBank genome assembly
AUGGUUAAGUAUUGCUUUUUGUAUUUUGCCAUUCCAAUAUGCUACGGAUUCUUUGGGAUUUUUAAAACUGAAGAAAAGGAACAACUGGUCGAUUGUGAGUUUACUUUUCUGUGGACUUUUUGACCAGAGUAGGGUGAGUAACUUAGGAUGAGAUAGUGCUGACAAUAUGUGAGUAAAGCUGGCUAGGUAGGGUAGAUAGGGUAAUUUCUAUGGCAAGGUAGGGUAAUAUAGGGAAAUUUCUAUGGCAAGGUAGGGUAGUACAGCGAAUUUUUUCUAAACUUUCUGACCAAAUUGUUAAGACAUGGCACUGAUGCAAGAAUACGAUGGUAAUGUUGACCAUAGUGACAUGAAUUUGGCUGUUUUGGCACAAAAUCGUACUUGGAAAGAAAAUCGUGACACCACGUAUGCCAAGCUCUUUUACCACGUUUAUAAACAAAAAGAUACGGUAAAAGCACCGUACGAUCGGGAUGUGUACCUUAAUUCGAUGCGGACGUUGAGAAAGAUUGCUCCCUUCUUACGAGAGAUUGAAUUGGAUGGUACUGAUUUGUACGAUGUUACUGGGUGGGAUGAGAGGACGGUAAGGAUACUGUAAAAAAGAUGUUAGAUGCCGACAUAAAGAAUCCGCCAUACUUUUCAUGUAAUUUCCUGUAAAAAAUGGCGGGUUCUUUAUGUCGGCACCUAAUAGUUGUCAUAGAACUGAUUAACUAUGUAUAUCUUCCUACUGUGUACAUAGUAUGUAUAUGAUUUAGAUUCUAAACGCGAUUCGCCAAAACUACACCGACACCCUACGUGAAGUCUACACGAUCGUCUACGCGGCCCAAACUGCAGGUUACAAAGUCUACAAAGCCAGAGGGUCUUUCUUCUUCAAGUCCAAUGAUUGCACAAUACACAAUGCUACACGACUGUGCCGUGAUCACGUUGGUGUGUUGGCGCAAGCUCUUGGUAGACUGAAUGCGUCAAUUUCACAAAAUGGUGCAGUUUUGCGACAAAACGUGUAUAAUGUGCCAUUUGAGUAUGAAACUUCGUACAUUUAUAAUUUAGUUUGA